AUGGCCAGCCUUGUGGAAAUCAGACUUGUUCACGAGAAGGCAAAGAAGGACGAGUCUCAGAUCAAAGUUUUGGCGAAGGAGCAUUCCAACAAGCUGUAUCAGAAGAUAGACAAACUUCUAAGUCGAGACCCCUGUUCACAAGUGGAUUGUCUGUCUGUAAAUUGUUCUCGUAACGAGGAACUGAAUUAUCACCUUGACGAUGAGAAUGAGCGCCUCAAUUCUGAGCUUCAACGAAUCAGCAACUCCCUCACUACUUCGAGGAACCCUCAUUCCUCGGCACUAGCUAACUAUAAGAGACUGGAAGAAGAUAACGAGCGCGUGAUCCAGAGUAAAGCUAAAGUCAUGGUUGAUCUUCGCAAAUCUCGUAACAAGGUAGCCAGUUUAAAUGAAGAGAUCGACUGUCUGAAGAAGAAAGUGGAACUUCUUCAAGCUAAGUUAGAUAACUCAACUCGUUCGAGGUCUACCAAGUCCACAGAUUCUUGCAAGAACAAGGGUGCCCUUGUCAUUCAAUCUGACAAAGAUACCUCAAAUUCGGGUCAUGGUACAGAAUCCGAAGUUCGUCAUAAGAACCAAGUCCUUCGUCUUUCUCGUGAAACGGAUGAGUUUCGCACGGAGGUUUCUCGCCUUACAACUGAAGUCAGUGAUUUGAAUGCUGAUAUGGACGAGAUGAUUGCAACUUCUAUGAAGGUGGCGAAGUUAGCUCGCAAGAACAUCCAGGAUUAUCUGGUUUCUCUUUUUGGUAAUUUCUGCGACGAACAUGACCUCCCUCGUCCGGUCUUUCUUAUGGAGGUGUUCUCCGAUGAUGAUCAACCAAAGGACGAUUGGAUCAUCUCUGGCGAAGAAGAUAGGCUCGACGAAGAUGGCGAGGAACAGAAGAUCGACGAGGCCAAUUUCGGGGAGGAGGAAUCCAAGGGUGCCUCUGCCAGUACUGAUGUGGGUCCUGGUGAAGCGGGCAAUGACGACAUCCUUCCUCAGAAAUAA
Molecule: messenger RNA, 981 nt
Organism: Papaver somniferum (opium poppy)
Lineage: Eukaryota; Viridiplantae; Streptophyta; Magnoliopsida; Ranunculales; Papaveraceae
Exons: 3
Coding region: 1-981 (326 amino acids)
Source: RefSeq, a predicted model, not a curated record